Molecule: messenger RNA, 2895 nt
Organism: Triticum urartu
Lineage: Eukaryota; Viridiplantae; Streptophyta; Magnoliopsida; Poales; Poaceae
Source: RefSeq, a predicted model, not a curated record
AUUUUUGAUACAGAUGACACCUUGGAGCAUAGGGUGAAGCGGUCUCCAGAUCUUGAUAUCAAUCUCAUACGAAAGAUUUUGCGGAUACUAGCCAACAAUCCCUAUGUGGACAUAUUUAAGAGCAUCGGUUCUGUUCCAAACCUGGCAGAGUAUAGGAUUUCUUUAAACACAGAUAUAAAACUGGAUCAGCGAAGGUACAAUGCUCCUACAACUUCUCAGGUGGCUACGAUGUGGGUUGAAGGGAGUGACCCACAGAACACCUUUGAUAGAAGUGUUAUUGUGUAUGGAAAAGGGGACCGUCCUGUAUAUAUCAGAGCAUACUAUGGAUGCUAUGAUCCUUUGGCGUAUCCAUUAUUUUUUCCCCGCGGGGAGACAGGAUGGAACCGUUUCAUGCCGUAUGAUGGACUAGCUACUGUUCAAACAAACCGUGAGGAUGACACCGGUGAGGUACCGCCUUCUCUUCCUCAGGCUAACGAGGAUGACACACAUGAUGAAGGAUGUGAGGUUCCAGCAGAUGACAACGAGAGCCAGGAUGAAGAUGGGGUUGUGGAGUCCAGGAAAUUUGUCAGCGCACGCGAGUACUAUUGUUUCAAGCUACAGGUUAGGAAAGGACUUUUUAACAUCAUCUUGUUCGGUCAUCGCCUUCUCGAGCAGUGGGCUGUUGAUAUGUACAUAAAGAUGGAGACUAUGAGGCUUGAUUUCUAUUCAAAACCUCGGAAUCAGAAGCUCAUACGUGCCGAACUCUAUCAGGGUGUUGUUGAUGUCAUUGAGGUUGGCGAGACACGUGCUUCUCAUGUUGGCAAGAGAAUCGUUCUUCCACGUACUUUUCCUGGAGGUGAUAGAGAUAUGCAACGGCGAUUCCUUGAUGCGAUGGCUAUUGUGCAACGAUUUGGGAAACCAGAUUACUUCGUCACGAUGACUUGCAACCCGUACUGGGAGGAAAUAACUUCCAACCUUGCACCCGGGCAGACACCGCAAGACCGCCCAGACCUGGUGGCUAGGGUAUACAGGGCCAAGUUGAGAGAUAUGAAAGAUCUUUUGAUCAAGAAAAAAUACUUUGGCACGGUUGCUGCUUAUGUUCAUGUUACCGAGUUUCAGAAAAGGGGGCUACCACAUGAGCACUUCCUUUUGAUCAUGGACACAGAUAGUAAGCUAACAAACCCUGAUGGUUAUGACAGAGUCAUAUCGGCUGAGAUUCCUGACAAGGACGAGUACCCUAUACUGCAUGCUCUGGUGAUCAAACAUAUGCUCCAUGGACCAUGUGGUACUCUCAAGAAAAAAUAUCCUUGCAUGAUAGAUGGAGAAUGUCGUUUUCACUAUCCUCGACAGUUUUGUGCCGCUACGCAACAAGGAAAGGACUCAUAUCCGAUCUAUAGGAGAGAUGAUGGCCGACGCGUAAAAGUCAGGGGUGCUGUGUUGGAUAAUAGAUGGGUGGUCCCUUACAACCCUGGUUUACUUAUGCGGUAUAACUGUCACAUCAACGUUGAAGCUUGCUCAAGCAUCAAAGCUGUUAAAUAUCUUUUCAAAUACAUCUACAAAGGACAUGAUCGUGCAUCCUUCUCAGUUGAUUCUGCAGGAAAUGAUGAUAGUGUAAUAAAUGAGAUUCGGCAAUAUAGAGAUGCAAGGUUCAUAUCACCACCGGAGGCUAUCUAUAGGAUUUGUGCUUUCCCGAUGUUUGGUGUUUCGCCAGCUCUUCUUCAACUCCAGCUCCACUUACCCAAUAUGCAUACUGUUGCAUUCAAAGGGUCUGAUAACCUAGAGGAUGUCAUCACACGCCCGUCUUCUUCUAAAACUAUGCUGACGCAAUAUUUCAAGAUGAACCAGGAGGACCCUUAUGCAUGGAAUUUCUUGUACAAUGAGUUCCCGGAAUACUUUAGAUGGAUUAAAGGUAAAAAGAAGUGGCAAAGAAGAAAACAGAGGGGACGCGGACAAGUUGGUAGAAUUGUGUAUGCGAACCCUGCUGAAGGUGAGAGAUACUACUUGAGGGUGCUCCUAAAUCAUGUUAGAGGUGCAAUUUCAUAUGAGGACCUGAAAACUAUGCCUUCUGCUCUAAGAAGGCUUUUUGCGACUAUUUUGGUGUUCUGCGAGGCGACCAACAUCAAGGAACUAUGGGACAAACAACUGGAGGCGAUGACUGAGGAUUAUCGUCGUAUCCAGCCCAACCAAGCAGCAUUAGAGCAGAUGGUGCUUAGAGACAUCAGGGAUUUGAUUCAUUCGAUGGGUAAGGAUAUUAAAAGUUACGACCUUCCAGAGGUGGUUGAAACAGACGGCGAUCAUUCUAGCGACAACUUGAGAGAGGUUCGGGAGGAAUUGUCAGUCGGUGUGGACCAAGAUCAUCUAGAUUUGUUUACUUCUUUGAACACUGAGCAGCGAGCUGGAUUUGAUGAAAUAUUGGAUCACGUGGUCAACAAUAGGAGCCAAAUAUUCUUUGUUGAUGGUCCAGGUGGCACGGGGAAAACUUAUCUGUAUAAAGCACUUCUUGCUAGGGUACGUUCGCUUGGACAAAUAGCUAUUGCAACUGCUACAUCUGGUAUAGCUGCAUCGAUCAUGCCCGGUGGACGAACCGCCCAUUCCAGGUUCAAAAUACCGAUUAGGCUCACAGACAACAACAUGUGCAGUUUCACCAAGCAGAGUGGUACUGCGGAGCUGCUUCGUAGGGCAUCGUUGAUAAUAUGGGAUGAAGUUGCCAUGACAAAGCGUCAAGCAGUAGAGGCACUUGAUAGGUCACUACAAGAUAUCAUGGGAAGUGAUUUGCCUUUUGGGGGGAAGGUUGUUGUGUUUAGAGGAGAUUUUAGGCAGGUCCUUCCUGUGGUGACACGUGGGACAAGGGCACAGAUCACUGACGCAACACUACCGAGAUCUUAUCUAUGGGAGAAGAUAAGAAAAUACGACUGA